ACACAAAGCCCAGACGCGGAGAAAAUGGCGGCAGGGGUCGAAGCGGCGGCGGAGGUGGCGGCGACGGAGAUCAAAAUGGAGGAAGAGAGCGGCGCGCCCGGCGUGCCGAGCGGCAACGGGGCUCCGGGCCCUAAGGGUGAAGGAGAACGACCUGCUCAGAAUGAGAAGAGGAAGGAGAAAAACAUAAAAAGAGGAGGCAAUCGCUUUGAGCCAUAUGCCAAUCCAACUAAAAGAUACAGAGCCUUCAUUACAAACAUACCUUUUGAUGUGAAAUGGCAGUCACUUAAAGACCUGGUUAAAGAAAAAGUUGGUGAGGUAACAUACGUGGAGCUCUUAAUGGACGCUGAAGGAAAGUCAAGGGGAUGUGCUGUUGUUGAAUUCAAGAUGGAAGAGAGCAUGAAAAAAGCUGCGGAAGUCCUAAACAAGCAUAGUCUGAGCGGAAGACCACUGAAAGUCAAAGAAGAUCCUGAUGGUGAACAUGCCAGGAGAGCAAUGCAAAAGGUGAUGGCUACGACUGGUGGGAUGGGUAUGGGACCAGGUGGCCCAGGAAUGAUUACUAUCCCACCCAGUAUCCUAAAUAAUCCCAACAUCCCAAAUGAGAUUAUCCAUGCAUUACAGGCUGGAAGACUUGGAAGCACAGUAUUUGUAGCAAAUCUGGAUUAUAAAGUUGGCUGGAAGAAACUGAAGGAAGUAUUUAGUAUGGCUGGUGUGGUGGUCCGAGCAGACAUUCUUGAAGAUAAAGAUGGAAAAAGUCGUGGAAUAGGCACUGUUACUUUUGAACAGUCCAUUGAAGCUGUGCAAGCUAUAUCUAUGUUCAAUGGCCAGCUGCUAUUUGAUAGACCAAUGCACGUCAAGAUGGAUGAGAGGGCCUUACCAAAAGGAGAUUUCUUCCCUCCUGAGCGUCCACAACAACUUCCCCAUGGCCUUGGUGGUAUUGGCAUGGGGUUAGGACCAGGAGGGCAACCCAUUGAUGCCAAUCACCUGAAUAAAGGCAUCGGAAUGGGAAACAUAGGUCCCGCAGGAAUGGGAAUGGAAGGCAUAGGAUUUGGAAUAAAUAAAAUGGGAGGAAUGGAGGGGCCCUUUGGUGGUGGUAUGGAAAACAUGGGUCGAUUUGGAUCUGGGAUGAACAUGGGCAGGAUAAAUGAAAUCCUAAGUAAUGCACUGAAGAGAGGAGAGAUCAUUGCAAAGCAGGGAGGAGGUGGAGGUGGAGGAAGCGUCCCUGGGAUCGAGAGGAUGGGUCCUGGCAUUGACCGCCUCGGGGGUGCCGGCAUGGAGCGCAUGGGCGCGGGCCUGGGCCACGGCAUGGAUCGCGUGGGCUCCGAGAUCGAGCGCAUGGGCCUGGUCAUGGACCGCAUGGGCUCCGUGGAGCGCAUGGGCUCCGGCAUUGAGCGCAUGGGCCCGCUGGGCCUCGACCACAUGGCCUCCAGCAUUGAGCGCAUGGGCCAGACCAUGGAGCGCAUUGGCUCUGGCGUGGAGCGCAUGGGUGCCGGCAUGGGCUUCGGCCUUGAGCGCAUGGCCGCUCCCAUCGACCGUGUGGGCCAGACCAUUGAGCGCAUGGGCUCUGGCGUGGAGCGCAUGGGCCCUGCCAUCGAGCGCAUGGGCCUGAGCAUGGAGCGCAUGGUGCCCGCAGGUAUGGGAGCUGGCCUGGAGCGCAUGGGCCCCGUGAUGGAUCGCAUGGCCACCGGCCUGGAGCGCAUGGGCGCCAACAAUCUGGAGCGGAUGGGCCUGGAGCGCAUGGGCGCCAACAGCCUCGAGCGCAUGGGCCUGGAGCGCAUGGGUGCCAACAGCCUCGAGCGCAUGGGCCCUGCCAUGGGCCCGGCCCUGGGCGCUGGCAUUGAGCGCAUGGGCCUGGCCAUGGGUGGCGGUGGCGGUGCCAGCUUUGACCGUGCCAUCGAGAUGGAGCGUGGCAACUUCGGAGGAAGCUUCGCAGGUUCCUUUGGUGGAGCUGGAGGCCAUGCUCCUGGGGUGGCCAGGAAGGCCUGCCAGAUAUUUGUGAGAAAUCUGCCAUUCGAUUUCACAUGGAAGAUGCUAAAGGACAAAUUCAACGAGUGCGGCCACGUGCUGUACGCCGACAUCAAGAUGGAGAAUGGGAAGUCCAAGGGGUGUGGCGUGGUUAAGUUCGAGUCGCCAGAGGUGGCCGAGAGAGCCUGCCGGAUGAUGAAUGGCAUGAAGCUGAGUGGCCGAGAGAUUGACGUUCGAAUUGAUAGAAACGCUUAAGCAGUUGCCUUUUUUAAACAUCGAUACGAGACCUCUGAAUUUGUAUUUUUUCUUGUUAACCAUUUUAAUUUGUUGGCUGGAUGUAUAAAGAUGUUUAAAAAAUUCAGUUGCUUUUUGGGGUAAUUUGAAUUACUUUUUUAAUGACUGGGGUUCCAUUUGACUGUUUGCAUUGAGAUUGCAAUGUGCGCAAUUUUUUUUGUAGUUGUGGCAUCUUGUUGACAUCGAAUAUGACUUUGAUAAUAAAUACCGGUUCCUGAAAA
This is a messenger RNA of Homo sapiens (human), 2477 nucleotides long. It is a transcript of the gene HNRNPM, whose product is annotated as heterogeneous nuclear ribonucleoprotein M. The record is from RefSeq and is marked reviewed. Bases 25 to 2217 code for a protein of 730 amino acids. Gene Ontology annotation, cellular component: nucleolus. The transcript has 16 exons. Gene Ontology annotation, molecular function: nucleic acid binding; RNA binding. Lineage: Eukaryota; Metazoa; Chordata; Mammalia; Primates; Hominidae.